Messenger RNA from Pseudopipra pipra, 2051 nucleotides. It is a transcript of the gene PNKD, whose product is annotated as PNKD metallo-beta-lactamase domain containing. NCBI's taxonomy places the organism in Eukaryota, Metazoa, Chordata, Aves, Passeriformes, Pipridae. Gene Ontology annotation, molecular function: hydroxyacylglutathione hydrolase activity. The record is from RefSeq and is a predicted model, not a curated record. Gene Ontology annotation, cellular component: mitochondrion. The coding region runs from base 174 to 1436 and encodes 420 amino acids. The transcript is spliced from 8 exons.
GACCCCCUUACUCACACAGUGACGUCGGGGGGAGACACCCCUUUCGGUGGCGGCGGGGGGGAUGGAAUCCCCUCCUGUCGCCCGUGACGCGGUCGGUGUGUCCCGUGUUUGUGUCCCGGUUCCCGCGGCGGGGCCGGCAGGGGGCGCGGUGGGCGCGUGACGCCGGUAGCGGCAUGGCCGCGGGGCCCGGCGGGGCGGCGGCGGCGGCGGUCGGGGCGCGGGGGAUCGGGGCCGCCUGCCUGCGCCUCCUCCGCCGCGCCCGCCGCGCCGCCGCCGCGCUCAUGGCCUUCGCCGCCCCGCUGCUGUUCCGCCUGGGGUACAGCCUGUAUGCCCGCACGCGCCUGGGCUACCUCUUCUACCAGCGGCAGGUGAAGAAGGCCCGAGAGCGGUACCCACAUGGCCAUUCUGUGCCCCAACCCUGCUGCUUCCCUGGGGUGAAAAUCCUGCCCAUUCCCGUGCUCUCCAACAACUACAGCUACCUGGUCAUCGACACUGGCUCCAGCCGAGCGGCCGUUGUCGACCCCUCUGACCCACUGGCUGUGCAGGCUGCCAUUGAAGAAGAGGGGGUGAUGCUGGAGGCCAUAUUCUGCACACACAAACACUGGGACCACAGCGGGGGGAACGCGGCGCUCUGCCAGAAGCACAAUUCCUGCAAAGUAUAUGGCAGCGCUCUUGAUGCCAUCCCACAGCUCACCAACCCACUUGCAGACAGGGAGAAGGUGAGUGUGGGCUGCCUGACCUUCGAGGCGCUUGCCACACCUGGCCACACUGUGGGCCACAUGGUGUACGUGCUGGACGGGGAGCCCUUUGGCAGCCCCCCCUGCCUCUUCUCCGGGGACCUCCUCUUCCUCGCUGGCUGCGGCAGGCCAUUCGAGGGCUCCCCUGAGACCAUGCUCGCCUCCCUGGACAUGGCCGUGGGUUUGGGUCAGGACACGCUGCUGUGGCCGGGCCACGAGUAUGCACUGGAGUGCCUGACCUUCGCCAGCCUCCUGGAGCUGGACAAUUCUGCGCUGGAACAGAAGCUGCAGUGGGCAGUGCAGCAGCGCCAGGAGAAGAGGAGUACGGUGAGGCAUGGGGGUCCCUUGGCUGCAGCACCCACCACCCCAGCCCCUCACAGGGAUCCCCAUCCCUUGGCAGGGAUGCUGCACCCCAACAUCCUCUUUCAUGGCGGGUUCCUUAAGGGAAGGGGGUUCUGGGAGGGGUUCCAGCUCCCUGCCAGGGGUGCUGCCUCUGUCAGGGGAGCUGAAUGGCUGGCCCCACAGUGCCCCUCCACACUGGGGGAAGAGCAGACCUACAACCCCUUCCUACGGACACACCGGCCGGAGCUGCAGGAGGCACUGGGACUGUGGCAGGACGGGGGAGAGGACCCCGAUGCCUUCCGCGCCCGCGUCCUCAAGGAGGUGCGGAGGCGCAAGGACCUCUACCAAGCCACCUAGAUCUUCCCUCCCCUUUCCAUGGGGCUGGGUGAUAUUUGGGCACAAGGGGCCCAAGGCUCUGUGUGUUUCAAUUUGCUGUGAAUCUCCCUCCUGGGGUGCAUGGCUGGGGGGGAAGAGUGGACACCCCUUUACAUGGGCACCCCAUAAGUGAUCCCUGCCUUUGCUCCCCCAGACUUGGGGGUCACCAGCUAUCAUAGAAGCACCUCGAUCCCCUUUCUGGGGGUCUGUAGCCCCCCCUGCCCCACUGCUAGGGCUAUGGGGAUGGCACCAAGGGCUUUUCCUAUCCCCCCUCCCUGUUUUUCUGGGAGUCCCCAAUUUCCCCACCACCACUACCACUCGACUCCCUCCCCUUACCCUGGCAGCCCCUAGUGCUGUGCAUCUCUUUUGGAGGGGGCUGUGAUGGAGUCUGCAAGGGUAGGUGGGGGGCAGUACUACCUCCAGGCAAGGGGCUCCUCUCCAGCACCCCAUCCUUGACGCUGGAGCCCCCCCUGCGCGCACACACACACAGACACACACACAGAGCUGGGGACAUGGGCUCACACUGGUGUGGGGUGGGGGAUGCUACUGUACGGGACACACACACACACCCCCAAAUAAAAGACUAGAUCGAUUUUA